Molecule: messenger RNA, 916 nt
Organism: Arabidopsis lyrata subsp. lyrata
Lineage: Eukaryota; Viridiplantae; Streptophyta; Magnoliopsida; Brassicales; Brassicaceae
Product: 50S ribosomal protein L9, chloroplastic
Exons: 7
Coding region: 72-665 (197 amino acids)
Biological process (GO): translation
Cellular component (GO): ribosome; mitochondrion
Molecular function (GO): structural constituent of ribosome
Source: RefSeq, a predicted model, not a curated record
GCCGAUAAGAAGAUAACAACACUAAAACUGUGCGCUCUUAUCUCUGCUUUGAACUGAAAUCAGCAUUUGCAAUGGCUUCUUCUACAGCUUUGUCUCUCUCAUGGAGCUCCUCUCCUUGUUGGUCACACAGCUUCAAUAGCGGUGCAAAUGAAACCCUAAAAGUAUCUGAGCGAAGGUUCAAAUUUGAAGUUGUUUCCCAGAAGAAAGCUAAGAAACUUCGCAAGGUAAUCUUGAAAGAGGACGUGACGGAUUUGGGUAAGCAAGGGCAAUUACUUGAUGUGAAAGCUGGAUUUUUCAGAAACUUCCUUUUGCCUACGGGAAAGGCUCAGCUUAUGACUCCACUUCUGCUUAAGGAAUUGAAAAUGGAAGAUGAACGGAUAGAGGCAGAGAAGCAAAGGGUGAAAGAAGAGGCGCAACAACUGGCACUGGUAUUUGAAACCGUUGGUGCUUUCAAGGUUAAACGCAAAGGCGGUAAAGGCAAACAGAUAUUUGGAUCUGUCACAGCACAAGACCUCGUCGACAUCAUCAAAGCGCAGCUCCAAAGAGACAUAGACAAACGCCUUGUCUCCCUCCCGGAAAUCCGUGAAACCGGAGAAUACAUAGCCGAACUCAAGCUCCACCCCGAUGUCACUGCUCGAGUUAGGAUAAACGUUUUCGCCAACUAACCCUUCAACGAUUCAAGACUCCUACUGCAUCCCAAGGAACAUACAGAGAGGGAAAAGAGAGUCGUCUCUUGAGGUUGCAGGAUAGUAUGUGAAGUUUUUUCUUGUAGAUCUUUGAUGCAUUUGUAUUUUUGCUUAUUUUUGAAUCUGGAAAUGUUCAAAAAAUAUAAUAUUUUCUUCAAGUUAUUAUAUUUUCUUUAAGUUAUAUUGUAUUCAUUUGUCUGUUGAAGUUAUUCAUUUGUCUGUUGAAGUGA